GGCCCUGGGCAAGCCUUCUAAUUGGCUAGUUUUAACUUGUCCUUUGGAUUUCUACUUGCUACAGUAGCAAAAUGAAUUAUAUGCUCAUACUCUAUAUGGUAUCCACUAGGAAAACAUCUCCUUAUCACCCAUUAACAUUUCUUAUGUAUGUGGAGUGAUCCCACACAUCAUCUUUCUGCGCUUUCUUCUGGAAAAUAAAUGAGGCAACAUCCUUCUAACAUGCUGAAACUCAUAAAAAGUGAAUUUCCUUCCUUGGAAUUGUUACCACUUGAAGAAUUAAAGAUUCUUAAUAAACUGUGGCUGGGAAAUGUGAUAAUGUUGUUUCGCUUUAACAUGUGCAGUUUCCUUACUAUCAAUUUGUGGACCGAGCAUCUAUGUACAAAAGUUGGAUCCUUAUUUUAUGCCAUCUACUUCCUUGUGAGCUUCCCUAUGUUUAUAAGAAUUGACGAGAAACCUGGCGAUCCAUGGGACUUGCCUAGAGUUGCUAUUGAUGCACUUGGUGCUGCACUGCUGGUCACAAUAAUACUCUAUCUAUGGCGCAUUUUUUUGGGAACUAUUGUCCCAAUUCCCGAAACAAAACAGUGCCUUCAACCAGGACUUCCUUGGUUCCCAGGACAUGCGAACGAAACUUGACAGCCAUCUGGAAACCAGGAGCUGGUUAAAGUUUCUGGCUGAGGAAGAAACCAAGCUCUGAAAUUUCUUGCAGUUGAUGUGGCAGUGGCUGCUGUACGAUAUUAGAUACUUGUUGUAGUUUGAUAGAAUUGCAUGAGCAAAAGGCUAUACAUUCCAUAAGUUAUAAUAUUAACACUUCAUUCUAUGUUAUUUCGUGAU
Messenger RNA from Ziziphus jujuba (common jujube), 831 nucleotides. RefSeq names its product cycloeucalenol cycloisomerase-like. The coding region runs from base 199 to 633 and encodes 144 amino acids. The transcript is spliced from 2 exons. Lineage: Eukaryota; Viridiplantae; Streptophyta; Magnoliopsida; Rosales; Rhamnaceae. The record is from RefSeq and is a predicted model, not a curated record. Gene Ontology annotation, molecular function: cycloeucalenol cycloisomerase activity.